AUGGCGUACUUAUUUGUUAUCGUUGAUGUUCCGAGUCACAAGACUAAUCGAUGUGAACCGUUAAAAUAUCAGCAAGUUUCAACAAUCAAAUAUAUAUUUAAUUUGGCUUAUUGGCGUGAAUUUCAUAACAAUGAACAAACUGAUCAGACGUCGUUGUGUGAUAUACCCGACGAACUAAGGUUAAUUUCAAAUGCCAUUUGUCGAGCAUACAACUUGGGCGAUUGUAGGCGUCUACCUUGUCGAAUGAUUUACGCGUCGUCGAAUACAUUAGAAGAUAUUAAAUGUAUGAAUGGUGGUCGAAUAUUGAAAAACCAUGACGAUCAUUUGAUCGAACAUCAAUCAAAUUUUCGAUGUAAACGUGGUUAUACGUUAGAUUUAUUUUUAAAACAAUAUGCUCAUGCAGGAUAUCCAUCCAUCAUCGCAGAUCCAUUGACUCCUAUCUCGAACGAAUUAUAUCACGACGUAUUAAAUAAUAGAUUUCGUACCUGUGAUAGUAUGUGGGGAUUCAUAUUCAAUUUCGAAUCAAUUGGUCAUUAUCCUUGGACUACCGAUAAUCAAAACCUAAAGCUAUUCGAUAUAACUUUUGGUUAUGAUCGGUCACUGUACGAUCUUAUUCCAGCUCCUUGGCUAUUUAAUUAUGUUGAAAAAUUGAAGUUUAAUUCAAAGAGAAUGUCUGUCGAGAAAGUAAUGUCUAGUAAAAAACCAAUUUAUUCUGUGAUGUCGUCAGAUGUCUAUUGGACCAAUACACACACAAUUUCACAGAUGCAAAACCAGAUCAUCAAUGUAUCGCAUGUACAAGCACCAAUAUUGUGGAUGAACAGCAACUGUAAAACAAUAUCAAAGCGCACGGAAUACAUGCAUGAAUUAAUGAAAUAUAUAGAUAUAGAUAAUUACGGAACGUGUGGUAAUAAUAUUCGCAACUUACCAGAUCAUAUUGUAAAAAUUCAACAGUCAAGCAAUCGAAACUUAAAAGAUCGCGGUAGCUACAGUUGGGAAGAAGGGAAAUUGGCAUUAUCAAAUGAAUAUUUGUUUACUAUUGCUAUUGAAAACAGUCUUAAUUAUGAUUAUGUAACGGAAAAACUAUGGCAUCCAUUGGUGGCUGGAAGUAUACCUAUUUAUCUCGGCGCUCCAAAUAUUGAAGAUUGGUUACCAUGUAAAACGACGUGUAUUAUUGAUUUAAGAAACUUCCAAGCUCCAAAAGAUGCGGCUCUCUACAUUAGAAAAGUUGCAACCAAUAGAACAUUGUAUGAAAGUUAUCACCAAUGGAGAAAUGAGCCGCUGCGUAAAAAUUUUCAAAACAUACUCAAUUAUUUUCAGAACAUCAGUGAUUACAGUCUUGAUUGUAUACUGUGUGAUAUGUCAUAUCAAGUCGGACAAGGAGAGAAUCCAAUUGAAAUAAAACGAAAGCUUAAGACAAUGAUCGGUCAUUUUUAA
Rotaria socialis is the source of this 1434-nucleotide messenger RNA. The record is from the annotation of a GenBank genome assembly. Lineage: Eukaryota; Metazoa; Rotifera; Eurotatoria; Philodinida; Philodinidae.